UUUAAUUUUAGAAUUUCUUUACAUUUUAUUCUUUGUAACUAAUCAUACUGGUUCCAGUGCUUGAAAUGAAAUCUAAUACAACGAUGAGUAGAAAGUCAGUUUCCCUAGUGGGACUUGUGUUACUGUGCUGCCAUGCUUCACUGACUGAGCAGCGACUGCAGGGCAUAUUCAAAGAUCCAAAGGAACCAAUUGACGAAAGGGUUAAAGACCUUUUGGGGAAGAUGAACCUAGAAGAAAAGGUAGGGCAAAUGACGCAAAUCGAACGUAAAAAUGCGUCGGCAGAAGUCCUCAAGAGUUACUUCAUUGGUAGUGUCUUGAGUGGUGGAGGAAGUACACCCAAGGUAAACGCUACUGUGAAAGAGUGGGUGGACAUGGUGAAUGGCAUGCAACAGGCUUCUCUUUCCACUCGUCUUGGUAUUCCAAUGAUCUAUGGAAUUGAUGCUGUUCAUGGCCAUAACAAUGUUAUGAAUGCCACCAUUUUCCCACGUAAUGUUGGCCUUGGUGUAACCAGGGAUCCCCAACUUCUUAAAGAGAUUGGAGCUGCAACUGCACUCGAAGUUCGAGCCACUGGCAUUCCUUAUGCUUUUGCCCCCUGCAUUGCUGUUUGCAGAGAUCCUAGAUGGGGCCGAUGUUAUGAGAGCUAUAGUGAAGACCACAGAAUUGUCCAACAGCUAACUGAGAUCAUCAAUGGGUUACAAGGAGAAGCCAAAACUGACAUGAAGGGCAUGCCAUAUGUUAAUGGGAAAACAAAAGUAGCAGGUAGUUCCAAACACUACGUUGGUGAUGGCGGCACCGUCAAAGGCAUUAACGAGAAUAACACCAUCGUGGACGACUCAGCCUUGUAUGGCAUGCACAUGGCUGCUUACGUUAAUUCAGUAGCCAAGGGUAUUGCCACCAUCAUGGCUUCUUAUUCAAGUAUUAACGGAGUUAAGAUGCAUGCUCAUAAACAGCUGCUUACAGACUACCAUAAAGGCAAACUUGGUUUCAAGGGUUUCAUCAUCUCGGAUUGGGAAGGAAUCGACAGGAUCACCUCUCCCGCACAUUCCAACUACAGUUAUUCAAUUCAAGCUUCAAUAAAUGCUGGUAUUGACAUGGUUAUGGUUCCUUACAACUACACAGAAUUUUAUGAUGGCUUGAUUGAUUUGGUUAAGAAGAAUGCAAUUCCAAUGAGCCGAAUUGACGAUGCCGUGUCGAGAAUAUUGCGUGUUAAGUUCGCCAUGGGACUCUUUGAAAAUCCCUUAGGUGAUUACAGUUUAAUUAACGAGGUUGGGUCACAGAAGCAUAGAGAAUUGGCAAGGCAAGCAGUGAGGAAAUCACUUGUACUAUUGAAAAAUGGAAAGCCAGGAAAUGCACCUAUUUUGCCUCUCCCAAAGAAUGCCGGCAAGAUAGUUGUUGCAGGAUCACAUGCUAACAAUUUGGGCUAUCAGUGCGGUGGUUGGACUAUAGAAUGGCAAGGAGUCAGUGGGAACAACUGGACUGCAGGUACCACCAUCCUGGACGGCAUCAAAGCCACUGUUGACAAACGCACCAAAGUGGUUUACAAGAAGAAACCUAGCGAUACCUACUCUAGCAAGGGAAAGAUGGACUAUGGGAUAGUGGUGGUUGGUGAGGUACCUUACGCAGAGACAAAUGGUGAUAGCCAAAACUUGACCAUCCCUGCUCCAGGUCCGGCAGUGAUCGAGAACGUAUGCAAGGAAACCAAAUGCGUGGUUAUCAUCGUGUCAGGGCGUCCGGUUGUGAUAGAGCCAUAUGUUGACAAGAUAGACGCCCUGGUAGCGGCUUGGCUACCUGGAAGUGAAGGACAGGGCAAGCUGGCUCGUACUUGGUUUAAGAGAGUAGAUCAGCUUCCUAUGAAUUAUGGGGAUCCCAAAUAUGAUCCACUUUUUCCUUUCGGUUUUGGACUCGAGACUAAGCCCAUCCCUUCCACUAAAAAACCUGAGUUAUAA
Molecule: messenger RNA, 1946 nt
Organism: Gossypium raimondii (Peruvian cotton)
Lineage: Eukaryota; Viridiplantae; Streptophyta; Magnoliopsida; Malvales; Malvaceae
Biological process (GO): glucan catabolic process
Molecular function (GO): beta-glucosidase activity
Source: RefSeq, a predicted model, not a curated record